Lodderomyces elongisporus is the source of this 1539-nucleotide messenger RNA. RefSeq names its product Mdj1p (gene MDJ1). Gene Ontology annotation, cellular component: cytoplasm. The transcript is spliced from 2 exons. Lineage: Eukaryota; Fungi; Ascomycota; Pichiomycetes; Serinales; Debaryomycetaceae. Gene Ontology annotation, molecular function: heat shock protein binding; ATP binding. The coding region runs from base 1 to 1539 and encodes 512 amino acids. The record is from RefSeq and is a predicted model, not a curated record. Gene Ontology annotation, biological process: protein refolding; response to heat.
AUGUAUAUGAGAAUAUCAGCAGCAACAUUGAAGGUUAAUAUACAAUGUACGAGAAUUGGAGCCAGGGCUAGGAUCGGAGCUAGAAACAGACCAUACUUCAAUCAAAGUCUGGGGAUCAAGAUCACCCAAAGACUGUUCCAUGCAUCUCUGAGAAAGCUCAUUGAUUACGAUCCAUACCAGACUCUUGGUAUUGACAAAUCAGCCGAUGCAAAACAGAUCAAAAAGGCAUACUAUGACUUGGUGAAGAAAUACCAUCCUGAUGUCAAUAAGGAGAAAGGUGUAGAGAAACGAUUCCACAAGAUCCAACAGAGUUAUGAGAUACUUCGAGACAAGGAGAAAAAAGCCCAAUACGACCAAUUCGGUAAAGGUGCUUUUGAUGAAAAUGGAAACCCAAGUCCGUUUGGUGGCGCUCAGGGCCAGAACCCUUUUGGUGGUGGUGGUGGCGGAGGCAACCCAUUUGCCGGAUUUGGUGGUGGUGCCAGUGGAGGAGGCAACCCAUUUGGAAAUAUGGGAUUUGAUUUUGAAGAUUUGUUUAGAGAAGCUUUUACCGGUGGAAGAGGUGGUGCAGGCAGAGGUACGGGAGGCAGCAGAGCCCACUUUGUUACAGAGCAUGUUGGAGAUAACGUUGAGGUGCUCAAGCAAAUACCAUUUAAGGAAAGUAUUUUCGGUGGCCAGGCUACCAUCAACUAUAAAGUGCUAGACUCGUGUAAUACUUGUAAAGGAAGUGGAUUAAAAGACGGUGCUAAGAAAAAGACAUGUCCAACAUGUCAUGGAAGUGGUCAAACUUCGCAUGUUAUGGGUGGAUUCCAUAUGGCCUCUACAUGUCCAACUUGUCAGGGUGCUGGUGUAACAAUCCCUAGAGCAGAUGAGUGUGGUACAUGUCACGGCAAUGGAGUUCAGGAAACACCCAAAUCAACCACCAUCGACAUCCCACCUGGUAUUGCGAAUGGAUCUAGAAUUAGAAUCCCUGGUGCAGGAGAUGCUCCAUAUGUAGCAAAAGAUGAGUACAACCAGACACGUAAUGGUGAUUUGAUUGUGCGAAUAAACGUUGAAAAAGAUCCGGUCUUUAAGCGUGAAAACAAUAACUUGGUUGUCGAAAAGGAGAUUAUGAUGACCACUGCAUCAUUGGGUGGUGAGAUCAUUGUACCGACUAUCGAUGGACAAAAGAUUAAGCUCAAGAUUAGACCUGGUGUCCAAAGUGGCCGUAAACUCGUUAUACCUGAAAAGGGAGUACCAAUCAACAGAAAUGUUAAUAAUAGAGGCGAUUUGGAUGUUGUGUUGAACGUCAAGACUUUGGUUCCAGAAACACCAACACAAACGGCAUUGCUCGAAGCAUUGGCCGAUGCCUUUGACGACAAGAAUGCAAAGAGAACAGAUGCAGACUGGCAGUUGGAGUUGGAUCCAGAUGCAAAGACGGAGAAGCUACACGAAAUAGAUGAAAAGGAUUUGCACCCUUCAAAAUUGGCAAGGAUUGGAAAAGUUUUGGGCAAGUUUUUAAACUUUGACAGUAAUGGCAAAUCUAAAGAUGGUAAUGCCUGA